AUGUACUUCCUGAACUUUAGAUACCAUAUUCACACUUUUUCCCCCAUCCCCAGCCUUCUUGGUGUCUGUGCUUGGGUAUCAGUUUGGUCCCAUACAAUUUGCUUCCGAGAAUAUGUGAGAAUCCAGAUGAACCUGUUGGUUCCGGGAGUCCUGUUACAUAUGCAAACACCGAACAUACAAUGUGUGUGUAGGAAGUUACUGUUGAAACUGCUAGGUCCUGCGACUCAUGUCUCAUGGUCAAAAUUACCUGGAAAGGGCAGAAUCUUACCUAAAGAACAAACUUUCCCUUUCCACAUAUCUUCUACCUCCUUGACCUCUAAAAUCUGA
Messenger RNA from Pipistrellus nathusii (Nathusius's pipistrelle), 327 nucleotides. NCBI's taxonomy places the organism in Eukaryota, Metazoa, Chordata, Mammalia, Chiroptera, Vespertilionidae. The record is from the annotation of a GenBank genome assembly.